This is a messenger RNA of Blepharisma stoltei, 1076 nucleotides long. The record is from the annotation of a GenBank genome assembly. Lineage: Eukaryota; Ciliophora; Heterotrichea; Heterotrichida; Blepharismidae.
AUGCCUAGUCAUGAAGAUACAGCCAGAGGUGAAAUUAUUCCAGAAAUAAAAAGUCUCAUCACUGAUAUCUGUUCUCUAUUAUCCCCAUUAUUUCUUAUAUCAAAUUUAAGCAGCAUUCCUGUGACAGACCAUAUGAACAGAUUUGUUGUGCAUAUUAAAAGAGAUAUAUAUCCAAUAGCAUCAUCACAGUACUUAUCACCACUUAAUGGUCCAUAUGAUGAACAUAUUCCUUUAAUUAUAAGCAAUGGAACUCCUCCAAGGCUUGAAAAAGAAAGCGCUGCAAUUGCUGAAUACUUGAAGCUGCUUGGGGGGGUUAGAAAAGGAAUAAUCAGAUAUGAGAAGAAGCAGGAGAGGAUUACUAGUAUCAGAGGAACCACUAAAACUGGCCAAAGAUGGGCAAAUGCUGAAAAUUCCACUACUUUUAUUGCGGUUCAAAAAUUAAAAAUAAGAAAAAAGAACCGUGUGCAGCUGCCAGAGAGAUAUCUGUUUGAUUCUUUGGUAAAGAUGUUUGUGUGGGUUAGGUAUGCGCCAGAAAUAGUAAUGACUGUGACUGGAACCAUCCCUGUAAUGCAAGAGCGCAAGAUGCUCAAAAAGUCCAUCUUUAUGUGUGGAAGGAAAAUAAGUGCAGUCUAUAUUUUCUGACUCCCCCCCCCCCCCUCCGUGAGCGAACAAAAAAAUUUUGUUCGCUCACGGAGGGGGGUUAUUUUUUUUUUUUAAAAAAAAAUUUAUAUAUAAAUUUUAUAAAAAAUAUUUUCUUCGAAAUUUAAAAAAUCCUAAUUUGCAAAAAUUGGGAAGCAAAUAUUAAUUUAAUUUGCAAAAUUUAUGUUUUAAAAACGCAAUUUGUUUAAAAAUUAAACAGAAUUAGCUCUAGAUUUCAUUAUACUAAUUAUCACUUAUAUAUCAAAAUUUUUUUCCAUUAAAAUUUUUUCUAUUAAAAAAAUUUUUGUUCACUCACCACGGAGGGUGGGUUUUUGGUCAAAAAAUGGCGAUUUUUCUAAUGGUUUUGUUCGCUCACGGAGGGGGGGGGGGAGUGAGGUUUUCUGGGCUGAUAUUCUUGAUUAAUUUAUGAGAAAUAG